This is a messenger RNA of Parastagonospora nodorum SN15, 1062 nucleotides long. RefSeq lists its product as hypothetical. Bases 1 to 1062 code for a protein of 353 amino acids. Lineage: Eukaryota; Fungi; Ascomycota; Dothideomycetes; Pleosporales; Phaeosphaeriaceae. The record is from RefSeq and is a predicted model, not a curated record. The transcript has 2 exons.
AUGACUUCGUCAAAUCUAAACAACAUCAUCGACCCGCAGUUCGAUAGCAAACUAGUCCAAGCACCCUACGACAUCCGACGCCAGAUCUUCGACCACCUCACCCCACAUUCACAAGGCACCCACAUUUUGCUUCUUCAUGGAGUGCUGAGGAUUAUAAGCUGCUAUGGGUGUCAAGACAUUACUACGCCAUAUGAAUGCGAAGCCGAUCCUAGAAAUCGAGCGAAACGUGAGCGAUUUACUUGUGCAUACAUGUCGGCCUGGGGACCGCAUUGGAAGUGCGAGGAAAUGAUGUUGGAGAGUUUGGGGUCGAACGACGAUUGCGGGGCUUUUGACGUGAUAGUGAGAACGUGCAAGAAGCUGCAACUCGAUGUUUUCGAUCACCUGAGUCAAGGUACUCUCAUCGUGACUGAUAUUGUCACACUGGACGCACUUCUGGAGCGCACCGACGCAUUCUUCAGGGAAAUAGUUUGCAACCUUAAGAGCUUGGAAAUCGCGCUUAAUCUCCCGUUGGACGUUCUCGUCGCGAUCGAAAUGAAGUCUUCUGGACACAGCGCGCGUUCUGAAAUCAUCAAGAAAGAGGAUUUCAAGGACUUCGCUUUCGAUCAUGCAGAAAUGUGGUUGCGCAUAGGUCCAGCACUCGACCGUCUCAAGCAAUUUCGAAAGCUCAGAGUAUGGCUUGAUCACGACAGCAACGAUUUCUGGUAUCGAAUCAAUGAGUCGGCCAUUCUAUCGCCCUUGUUGAAUCUCAUGGACCGUCCAGACAUCGAGCUGAGCAUUCAUCUGCCCAAGCAUGCCGAUGACGAUAUCGCCAUACCACCAUUCCAGGUUGAGCGGCGACGAAGAACCGGACACUACCCUCAGUUUUUCGGGAGAACAAAAGUCUCAGUACACAGAGACCAGUUUCCCAUGUUUGACUACUUUCAGAUGCAUAUGGACCAAGAUCUGGAUCCAGUAGAGAAUGAAAAGUGGGAGCGUGAGCUCUGGAAAAGAGGCGACGAUAUGGAAAGGGCGCUUCUGGAGAUGAUUGACAUUGAAACCCCUUGUCAGUUUGGUAACAUUUGA